Messenger RNA from Eucalyptus grandis, 5985 nucleotides. Its product is annotated as receptor-like protein EIX2. The record is from RefSeq and is a predicted model, not a curated record. The transcript is spliced from 5 exons. Bases 25 to 2850 code for a protein of 941 amino acids. Lineage: Eukaryota; Viridiplantae; Streptophyta; Magnoliopsida; Myrtales; Myrtaceae. Gene Ontology annotation, molecular function: protein binding.
AAUAAGGUCUUUGAAUAAACGUAAAUGUCUUCCAGGAAGCUCUCAGCUCAUUUUUCAGCAACAAUGGCAUUUCACCCUCGGUUCGUGCCUUCACUCUUGAGUGCACUCUUUGUCAUUCAAGUCAUGAAAUCCAGUCAUUCCCAAGCCUUUACAAAUGUAAGUUGCAUCGGCGCUGAGAGGGAAGCUCUUAUGAAGUUCAAGCAGGAUCUCACUGAUCCUUCAGGACGUCUGCAGUCAUGGAUCGGCAAGGGUUGUUGUAAGUGGAAAGGAGUCGAAUGUAGCGAGAAAACAGGCCACGUCUUGAAGCUUGAUCUUCGUAAUCCCUGUGAUGGUUUAGAAUGUAGCUUACGAGGUAAGAUUCAUCAUUCUCUCAAAGAACUGAAGAAUCUGAGGUAUCUAGACCUUAGUUUCAAUAAUUUUUCAACCCAAAAAAUCCCAAACUUCUUAGUUUCUCUUCAGAAACUGGAGUAUCUCAACCUCUCAUCUGUAGGCUUCUAUGGACAUAUUUCCAAUCAACUUGUUAACCUUUCCAGCUUACAGUACUUGGAUCUUAGUAAUUUGUGGUGGUGGCCUUCUAUUAAAAUAGAAAACCUCCAGUGGCUUUCAUCAUUUUCUAACUUGAAGUAUUUGGAUUUGUCUUAUGUCCCUCUUCCCAACUCCAAAGAAUGGUUGAGUCCUAUCAACACGCUUUCCUCUCUUGAGUUUUUAAUAUUAAGGGGAUGUAAUUUGAAAGAUGUUUCAUCCUCUUUGCAUGUCAAUUUCACUUCUCUAAAAUUCCUAGAUCUAAGUCACAACUCCAUAUAUUCGUCUAUUCCUCCUUGGUUUCGAAACAUGAGCAAACUCGAACAUCUUGAUUUGAGUUUUAAUAACCUUCGAGGCAUAUUCCCCACUUUUAUCCUUGAAAAUAGUGGGCCGCUUAAAUUCCUUGAUGUCUCUAGAAAUAGGCUGGAGGGUGAACUCUUGAAAAAUGUGAGCAAUUUCGGCAACCUGGAAGUACUAAAUUUGCGUUCUAACAAAUUUAGUGGGAGGAUUUCGGGCACCAAAGAUGGGGAUUUGAUUUGUGGACAAAGUUACAUGAAGAUUAUUGAUGUUUCUGGCAAUAAUUUCAGUGGUCACAUACCUAAUCAAUUUGGGAAUUUCAAAGAUCUCGAAUUCCUCGAUCUCUCAUGGAACUCGAUUUCAGGUCCUAUUCCUGCUACUAUAGGCCAACUAUCAUCUUUGAGAAAAUUGUACCUCUCUUCUAAUAAAUUGACGGGGACCAUGCCAGAAAGUAUUGGACAAUUAUCCAAUCUAGAGGUGAUGGACAUUCGUAAUAAUCAAUUGGAUGGAGUUGUCAGUGAACUUCACUUUGCCAAUCUCACUAGCUUGAUCAUGUUGUACUUUCAUUUAAAUGAGCUUUCUAUAAAUAUUAGUGCAUCUUGGGUUCCUCUUUUCCAAAUUCAAGUGCUUUUCAUGUCUAAUUGCAAAGUAGGACCUAGAUUCCCCAGUUGGCUUCGAACUCAAAGGAACAUUUCGGUAUUGUACAUCUCAAAUGCUAGUAUCUCAGAUGAAGUUCCCUAUUGGCUAUCUAAAGUUUUAUCCAAUACUAAACGAUUGGAUCUUUCGGGCAACAUGCUCAGAGGCAGCAUAUCUCGAAUUAUUGGAAAAAAGAUGCCAUUAUUAAGACUAGUGUCACUUUCUAGAAAUAACCUCAGUGGUGAUGUUCCAAAUUCGUUAUGCAUGUCGGAUGAAUUGUCUUUUCUUGAUCUCUCCAAGAAUCAAUUAUCAGGGAGACUUCCGCAAUGUUGGAGGAAGUCACAAGCAAAUUUGGAGUGGAUUUCAUUGGGAGAUAACAAGUUAAAUGGUCAGAUCCCAGACUCUCUAUGCCAUUUGAAGCGAUUAGGAGUUCUAGGCCUACGUAGAAAUGGUUUGAACGGAGUGUUUCCAAAAUGUUUACUAAAGUUAGAUUUGGUAAACCUCGAUCUCAGUGACAAUCAAUUCACUGGUAGAUUACCUCCAUUUGGACAACAUGCUCGAUCAUUUAAAACAAUCGAUCUUGAGAGAAAUCACUUUAUAGGGAACAUUCCUUUGCAACUAUGCCAUCUUGUUAAUCUCCAAUAUUUAAACCUAGCACAUAACAACCUUUCCGGAGGGAUUCCUCAUUGUUUCAACAACUUCUUGCAGAUGCGGGCCAACUCCAAUUUUACUCCGUAUGGGAGGUUCCCGUUGGGCUUUUCUAUUAUGGUUAAUAUAAAAGGAACGACCCUAGAAUUCACCACCACCCUCCGUUAUUUAUUUUCCAUUGACCUUUCAAGCAAUGCAUUGGAUGGCCGAAUACCGAAAGGGCUGACUAGGCUGGCUCGACUUCAAAAUCUGAACCUCUCUCAAAAUAAGCUAAUUGGAGAAAUCCCUUCAGAUAUUGGCAACUUGAGAGAUUUAGAAUCCUUGGAUCUAUCCAAUAACAAGCUUUCGGGUAAAAUCCCUCAUAGCAUAUCUAAUUUAGACUCACUAAGUCGUUUGGAUCUUUCCUUCAACAAUUUAUUUGGUCCUAUUCCAUCGAGCAAUCAUCUAAGCACUCUGAACGAUCAAUCUAUUUAUCGAGGCAAUGAUGGACUUUGCGGAGCUCCUCUUUUGAAAGUUUGUCCUGGGUAUGAGCUUAAUGAUAUGGACAGACGAAAUAGUCACAAUAUGAUUGAAGAUGAGUCUAAAGAAGGCGACUCUAUUUUUAUUGGGAUUUACUCAAGAUUGGGUGUGAGUUUUCCGGUGGUAUUCUUGGGAUUUUUGGGCAUAUUACAUAUCUUCUCCUAUUUUCGGCGGUGGAGAGGAUUGUCGAAACUCAAGAGAGCUUUUCAAUUCGCACUGCACAUAUAAGAAGCUAUUUAUACAAAGCAGGCACUAUGAAAGGGGUCUUUCUUCAGGAAAAAAGGCAGGCUUCACGAUUGAUAUACCCGACCACACGGGAGAGGGAGAGAGAGAGAGAGGAAGUGAUCUCGGCAUAGCCUUGGCCAAGACCUCGCCACACGCCGCUCAAGUCUCGACUUAGGUCAUCCUCCUGACGAUGCUACCACUUUGGUCUCGCUGUGACAGCCCGAACUGCUGUCCCUUGUGGCACACCGCGGGCUGUCCCAGCCCUGCAACGACGAGUGGCUCCUCAAGCCAUGCUGUCGUUGCACUGGCUACUACCCCUCGAGGGACAUUGUGGGAUUGUGGGCUGACAUCGAGGGCUGCCCCGAGACGUCCCUACUGUCCUACUGUGCUGAUCCGUGACUUGGCCUGACGACCUGCAUCGCCCGUGAGCCGUCUCACCAUCGCUGCUCUGCUGUUUGUGCCCGACCCAAGUCUAAGCGAUGAGCCAGUGGUGAUUUGGACUGGGUAAGUCAAGUGCUGAGCAUAACGCUAUAGUGGAAGCGAAAAGUCGGAGUGCAGAAGAGGAAUAGGUGGUUUUUGUUUUAUUGCGUGGUCAAAAGAAGGAAGCAACUUUUUGUGUGUUGCAAGUGGAUUCAUUUCACAUUUUUAAAGGAUAGGAACUUUUGGGUCGCUAGGAAGCCAACUUUUUGCUCCUGGGCUUGGAAGAAACUCUUAAGUCUCAGAAGCGAGAUUCGGAAUGCCUUCUUUUGGAGGAUUGGGGAUGGCCGUUCGGUCUCUCUCUGGUUCCACAAGUGGCACACUAGGGGAGCUCUAAAUUUAAUCUUCUCAGACUCUCUUAUUUACAGUUCAAGGUUAUCUAGGCAGUGGAUCUUUUUUUUUGAUGAUGUGCACGCUCUCUCUCAAGACGGUCCUUGAGUCAUGGGAGCACCCCUACCGAUCCUUUCUCAAGAAGCGGACUGUUUUUGCUCGAGGGAAAACCCGUCAGGUCAGUUUACGGUGGCGGCUACUUGGGAAGCCAUUAGGCGGAAGCAGACCAUUGUCUAUUGGCGUGUCUUCAUUUGGAAUAAUGCAAUCACGCCAAAGUAUCAGCUCAACCUUUGGCUUAUUGCCAAGCGUAGACUGCCCACCUAGGCUCUGUUAUUGUAUUGUGGUAGAAUUGAGAGGGGAUGAGAGGGGAUCUUGCGCCUUCUGCAAUGGUAUGCUUGAUUCCAUAGAUCAUCUAUUUUUUGAUUGCUUCGUCACGGCUGGAAUUGCCUUCUUUUGGGCGGUUAGAUGCAAUUUGCCUUGGCGAAAUAGGUCUUGGGCCGAGAAUCUCCGUUGGGCCACCUCUUUCUUGAUGGGUAAGGACUUUUUCAAUUGCAUUCUCGCUUUUCCUUACAACCCCUUACAAACUAUGAAGAACCACAAGGUGGUAAAAGAUAGGGCUAGUACAUCCAGAAACGUUGAGGAUAACUUCAGGAACAAAAGGUUGCAGAGGAGUUGGGGCAUCGAUCCCAUUAUCUUCUUGGGGGACCCCUAAACACCCAAGUUCUUAUCCAUCGCUUCUAGGAGCUGCUAGAGUCGACGUCUUUCUCCUCCUUCGCUGAGGUGUUUUGUUUUUUGCCAGUUGUUCAUGCUGUGCUUUUGUUUUAGUUACACUGUGCCCUAGUUUGGGCGUUGUGUUUGUGUUUUACAUCAUGGCAUCCUUCUACUCAUUAUGUUCUUCUCAUCUUGAGUGCAAGUUUUUGGUGCCCUGAUCUUUUGUACAUUUGGCCUUUCCUUAUUAUAUUUAUUAUCUAUUAUAAAAAAAAGAAGAAGAAGAAGAAGGAAGCAACCUUCUGGGUGAAGGGAAGAAAAAGCAAAAGCAUCAUGGGAGCCAAAGCAAGGAAGAGAGAGAUAAGACAACAAGGAAGGUCCUCGUGUUCACUCUAUGAUCCGCAGCCAUUGAAUGUCCAUCAACCUUUGUUCACCACUUCCUCACCAACGCCGUCGUUCCUCGCGUAGCAAACCGGUAUGUGAGCCCAACGACUUUACGGCCUGACCACUCUCUCCAGGUUUCCCAAUAGUGGCUUGAUAGCCCUUGCCGAUUUCCAUCGACUUGCCUUGCCACUAGUCCCUGUGAUCCAUCCCCAUUGGCUGCCUUUGAUCACUGUCUAUCAAGCAAGCCAUCAUCCGUUGAUUCAAAUUUGACAAUAUUACUUGUGAAAUUAGGCAAUUGUUGAAAGUCUCUGCCAGAAGGAGAUUGCUGGACUGAAAGAAGUGUUUUAAAUGAUGGAUACUGAUAAUAGUGGCACAAUCACCUUUGAUGAACUUAAAGCUGGUUUGCGAAGAUAUGGCUCCACGAUGGAGGACAUGGAGAUACAUGAUAUCAUGGAUGCUGCUGAUUUGGACAACAGUGGAACAAUAGACUAUGGUGAAUUUAUAGCCGCAACAAUUCACCUUAUCAAAUUUGAAUGUGAAGAGCAUCUAAUUGUAGCCUUUCAAUAUUUCGACAGGGAUGGAAGUGAUUAUAUAAUGGUCGACGAGCUCCAGCAAGCUUGCACCGAGUAUGACUGGUGCUUCAUUGAAGAUAUCAUAACAGAGGUUGAUCAAGAUGAUGUAUCUAUUGUUGAUUCAACACCAUUGAAUAUAUCCUUAAUGCAAUGUGAAAGAACUUAAAGGAUUAGAAGGGCCUUAAGGGUGAAUAAGUCAAAGAGAACGAGAAGUUCGUGAGGGCUUGAAGGACAAAUAUGUGAAUAGAUCUGUAAAAGUCUUAACUUACUAUGAAAACCUCUUAAUAUAUUUUGAAGUUGACAAAACAAUCCAUGAUUUCUUACAAGCUUAAUACAUGAAAGUGUUGUUUAAGCCCCGGGAAAUAUCCAAGUCUAUAGAAUGGGAAGUUCACGAAGACUUGGAGAUACCAAGGUGGACAAUCCAGAGGAUCUUCAUGACCAUUGUACUCGAAAUACCUACUAAGUAUUAGAGAAACAUCCUUAGAAAUUUUGAUGAUUCCCAAAAUGCUCUUAGAAUAAUAUUUAUGAUGAUAAGUACAUAUAUUUGUGAUAAUUAUUAAGGACUGUUUGAUGUCUAUGAUGUAUUCAUUUGAUGAAGAUCGCAAGAUGUCAUUGUAUAUAUUGAGAAAACUCCUAUCAGGUUUUGAAGUUGACAAAAUUUUCUUAA